AUGCAGAAAGCUAUAGGGAAGGUCUCCGAAAUCGAUAAUGCUGAUGAAACCUACGAACACAUCCAUAAGGCAGUCUUGGACGAAGCACCCAGGAAACGCAAGGGAGUUGCUAGCAAGCUUCACAACAUGCGGCGGAUUUACUACGCUUCUGUUUCUCAAUACAUUGAAGAUUUCAUGAAGACUUGUGAUCUGGCUCAUCGACUAGGUUGUGGAUAUGAACCAUAUUUUGCGGCUCUUGUCCUGCUCAUCAACCUACGAUCUGACAUGCCGGAAUGGUGUGACAUUAUUGAUCAGCAACUUGAGGGAUAUGACAACUUGAACUACGCUGCUGAUCAUUUCCAUGAUCUAUGUAAGGAGGCCUUGGAAAAAGCUGAAACAGCAGAUGUGUCUGCCUUGUCAGAGACUUCAUCAAGAAACCGGAGGAAGCAGGUGUCGAACAAGAAAAAGGCAGCUUAG
Messenger RNA from Aspergillus eucalypticola CBS 122712, 456 nucleotides. RefSeq lists its product as uncharacterized. The coding region runs from base 1 to 456 and encodes 151 amino acids. The transcript has a single exon. The record is from RefSeq and is a predicted model, not a curated record. Lineage: Eukaryota; Fungi; Ascomycota; Eurotiomycetes; Eurotiales; Aspergillaceae.